GUGUGUUUGGUUGUCUUGUAUAUCUGAACAUCGAUCUUGAUCCCAUAUCGAUGACGACCUUGCUUAUGGCUAUUGGAUUCUCAGUCGAUUUUGUCGCUCAUAUUACGUGGCACUAUUACAAAGGAGAUUUUCCGAACAAGCGAGAACGCAUUCGUCACGCUUUGGCCUCCAUUGCCUGGCCAAUGUUUCAGUCAGGCACUUCUACUAUGAUCUCUAUUGUUGUACUCACUGCAGUUCAUGCAUAUAUGGUGAAAGUUUUUGUUAAGGUACGUAUAGACAUCAUAUGGAUGUGCUCAUUCCAGCAUUAUUUUUUAUUGUCACACCGCCUUUGACA
This is a messenger RNA of Cylicostephanus goldi, 334 nucleotides long. Lineage: Eukaryota; Metazoa; Nematoda; Chromadorea; Rhabditida; Strongylidae. The record is from the annotation of a GenBank genome assembly.